Rotaria sp. Silwood1 is the source of this 1089-nucleotide messenger RNA. Lineage: Eukaryota; Metazoa; Rotifera; Eurotatoria; Philodinida; Philodinidae. The record is from the annotation of a GenBank genome assembly.
AUGUUUCGCUUUGGUUGUUACAUAGCCGAUCUACAUAACCAAAUUGAAAAACUUGGUCAAGAACAACGAAAAAUUGGAAGUAAAAAUGACAAAACAUAUUAUCGAGGUAAACGAUAUUCAAUCGAUGUCAUACAACAAUUCAAGGAUAGCAUCGGACAUUUAAUCGCUUUAAAUGGACUUCUUUCGACAACUGAAAAUUACAUUACUUCUACAGUAUUUGCUGGUAUGGGAGAAACUCAAGACGCUUAUCAAAGCGUGAUAUUUGAGUUCAACGUUGAUUCUAAAAUGACAAAUUUAAUCAGACCCUAUGCAAAUAUAAACGAUCGUAGUGCGUGUCAAGACGAGGAAGAAGUUCUUUUUUUCAUGGGUUUUGUUUGGAAGAUCGAAUCAAUGAAAAAAAUUGGUACUAAUGAUUGGUAUAUUGUACUUCAAUCAUGUACAGACUAUGACCCUGACCUGAUCACAUAUAUUGAACAAGCAAGAUGUCACUGCACAUAUAUUACUGUUGGAAAUAUCUUGCAAGAGCUGGGGGAUCAUACCAGUGCAACAAACUUUUAUCAACGUAUGCUUUUGAAUGAAACUCUUUCAGAUGAAACUCGUGUUAAUUUCUAUUUUAAUAUGGCCGCAUUGGCCGAGGAUCAGGACAGAUAUUUUGACGCGGUAAAUUAUCUUAUACAAGCAAAAAACUUGAUUAAAUCGACAGUAUCAGAAAACAACGAAGUACUAGCUCAACCAAAACCUCUUUUUGCAGACAAUAUUGUUCCCUCUCAACUAAAUCUCUUCAAUAAUAUGGCUCGAGCAUAUAUGAAAGCUGGGAAAUAUCAAUCUGCUAAAAAGUGUUUUGAAGACGCUCUUCAACAAAACGGCUCGGAUAUUCAACGCGCCACUGUAUUAAACAACUAUGGUCUGCUUGAAUAUACGUGUAGAAAUAUUCAACAAGCCGAGAAGUAUUUCCAGCAAGCAGCUGAGUUAGCUAAAAACGAUGCACGUGGUCCCGAAUUUAAACGCAAUCUGGAUAUAGUCAGUAAACACAUUCCUAAAGACACUGAAACAACUGAUGCAGAACGGAAAUCUGAGCAGACGUGUUAA